AUGAGUAGCCUUGAGACGACGAGAGCUGAGCUUGGUUUGGUCGUAGUGUAUUUGAAUAAAGCGGAGGCGAGAGACAAGAUUUGUCGAGCAAUUCAGUACGGAUCCAAGUUCCUGAGUGAUGGACAACCUGGCACUGCUCAAACUGUUGACAAGUCCACCAGCUUGGCUAGGAAGGUCUUCCGUCUCUUCAAGUUUGUGAAUGAUCUUCACGCUCUCAUCAGCCCUGUUCCCAAAGGGACUCCACUCCCUCUUGCUCUGCUGGGAAAGUCCAAAAACGCGUUGCUGUCCACGUUCUUGUUCCUGGACCAAAUAGUGUGGCUUGGCAGGACUGGGAUUUACAAGGACAAAGAACGCGCUGAGCUUCUUGGACGCAUAUCCCUCUUCUGUUGGAUGGGUUCUUCCGUCUGCACAUCCUUGGUCGAGAUUGGGGAGCUUGGUAGGCUCUCUGCAUCAAUUAAGAAGUUAGAAAAGGAGAUGGGGAGCAAGGAUAAGCACCAAAGCGAGCAAUACCGUGCGAAACUACAGAAGUCAAACGAGAGGUCAUUAGCUCUGAUCAAAGCUGGGAUGGAUACAGUUGUUGCGUUCGGAUUGCUUCAGUUGGCCCCAAAGAAAGUCACUCCCCGAGUCACAGGCGCUUUCGGUUUCGCCUCCUCUCUUAUCUCCUGUUAUCAGUUAUUGCCAUCGCAUCCCAAGUCUAAGACGGUUUGA
Molecule: messenger RNA, 708 nt
Organism: Thlaspi arvense
Lineage: Eukaryota; Viridiplantae; Streptophyta; Magnoliopsida; Brassicales; Brassicaceae
Source: the annotation of a GenBank genome assembly